Molecule: messenger RNA, 2022 nt
Organism: Chrysemys picta bellii (western painted turtle)
Lineage: Eukaryota; Metazoa; Chordata; Testudines; Emydidae
Gene: TMEM165
Product: transmembrane protein 165
Biological process (GO): calcium ion transmembrane transport; Golgi calcium ion homeostasis; Golgi calcium ion transport
Cellular component (GO): Golgi apparatus
Molecular function (GO): manganese ion transmembrane transporter activity; calcium ion transmembrane transporter activity
Source: RefSeq, a predicted model, not a curated record
GAGGCGGGGCUUCUGAGUGAGCGCUUCCUGCCCUCCCUCCACCCGCGCGCUGGGACUCGGUGGCGGCCGGUGCAGGAGACGGUUGCGGCGGCGGCUGCGGAGAUCGGCCCGUCCUCACCCGGGAGCGGCCAUGGCGCGGCGCCGCUAGGUUUCCCUGCGGGGUCGGGUCGAGCCGGGGCCGCUCCGCGAGUCGCAGGCCGGGAUGGGGCCGGGGGGCGGCCGGCAGGGCCCGGAGGCAGCGGGAGGCCGAGCGUCCUGCCGGGCCGCCGCGCUGCUGCUCCUGCUGCUCCUGGCCGCGCCCGCCGCCCUGGAGGAAGAGACCGGCAGGAACAAGGAGCCGCCGGCGCCGCCACAGCAGCAGCAGCCGCAGCCCGCGGUGCAGGGGCUAGAUCCGGCCCGGGCCGAGAAAUGGCCCACGGCAGUUCCUCCAGUUCAUCUUAUCAGUGAAGAAUCUGCUGAUAAAACUAAUUUGGGGUUUAUUCAUGCUUUUGUGGCUGCCAUAUCAGUCAUCAUUGUGUCAGAACUGGGGGAUAAGACCUUCUUUAUUGCAGCCAUCAUGGCAAUGCGUUAUAAUCGUUUGACUGUAAUGGCUGGUGCCAUGCUUGCCUUAGGACUGAUGACAUGCUUAUCAGUUUUAUUUGGCUAUGCCACCACAGUUAUCCCCCGAGUGUACACAUACUAUGCGUCAACUGCACUGUUUGCAAUUUUUGGCAUCAGAAUGCUUCGGGAAGGCUUGAAGAUGAGCCCAGAUGAGGGUCAGGAGGAGCUGGAGGAAGUUCAAGCAGAAAUCAAGAAAAAAGAUGAAGAAUUCCAGAGAACAAAACUAUUAAAUGGGCCAGGAGAUGUGGAAACAGGGACAGGCACAAAUAUACCUCAGAAGAAGUGGCUGCAUUUUAUUUCUCCAAUUUUUGUUCAAGCUUUUACUUUAACGUUCGUAGCAGAAUGGGGUGAUCGCUCUCAAUUGACAACAAUAGUCCUGGCAGCAAGAGAGGAUCCCUAUGGUGUGGCAGUGGGAGGAACAGUAGGACACUGUCUUUGCACUGGGUUAGCAGUUAUUGGAGGAAGGAUGAUAGCACAAAAAAUUUCUGUUAGGACUGUGACAAUCAUAGGAGGCAUUGUUUUCUUGGCAUUUGCAUUCUCUGCACUAUUUAUAAGCCCAGAGUCUGGUUUUUAACAAGCUUUUUUUCAUUCUCUUUAAAAGAGCAAGGAUUGGGAGGAACAAGCUUGUCCUUGUGUGUUGCUGUAUAUAAUGUACAGGUAUUGUUGCUAAACAAGCACUGAAAAUGAGAGACUGCACUUCUAUAGCAAUGAUUUGUCAGUUUGGCACAUUCGUGGACCCUGUGCCAUGAAGAUCUGCUUCCUGUCUGGUUUGCAAGGUGUAUUUAAGUGGUGGUUGGGUGCCUCACAGGAUUUGAGUCGCUUUCUUGCUUGCUGAACCUGAUCAGAUGGCUUUUGAGGAUCUGCAUCCACAAACAUGAGGCUUCCUUCCUCUGUUCCACAUGAUCACUAUUGCUGUCUGUUCUAGAGCUUAUCCAUCUGGCUAAUUGAGCAGCUGCCUUGCCAACAGGCAUUUAUGAUGUUACAAAUUUCCCAAUAGCCAGUAUGAGGGAGAAAAUCAUUGACUCACACUUCACUUCCAGGAUACCCUAGUAGCCUAAGAAACCUGAGGGCAGUUCCCAUGCCAUUAAGUGACUGAACCACCUAUUGAAACGUUUAGAAUUAAUUUUUAAAAAGCAAAUAUCUUAAUCAGGGGCCUUUGGUAUGAAGUCAACAAAAGUGCUGACUCAUGAUGUACUGUUUUCAACAACAGACAAUCUGGCUAGAUCUGAUUUUCUUUUCUUAACCAAUUCUUUUUUGUAUUAAGUUGAAAACUUAUAAUAUACAUCAUAGUAAUAAAAUGGUCAAUAUUUGACAAUGCUGCAUUCCCAAAUUUGAACAAUAAUGCAAUUCUUACAGAUUAAGAUGUGUUAUUUUCUUUAAUAGUGUAAUGGGGGGAAUGUAAAUAAAACAGUGGUGUCUCCA